AUGGAAGGUGUCAAUCAGACCCUGCAGGUGACUGAAUUCUUGUUCCUGGGUUUCUCUGGCAUACCCAGAGGCCGCCCCUUCCUCUUUCUGCUCUUCCUGGCCAUCUACCUCAUCACCUUGGUGGCCAACUCAAUGAUUCUCAUCUUGAUCCAGCUGGAUUCGCGCCUCCACAGCCCGAUGUACUAUUUCCUCAGCCAUUUGUCCUGCUUAGACAUUUGUUAUUCCUCAGUCAAUCUCCCUGCCAUCCUGGUGAACCUCCUGCGCCAGCAGCCCUCCAUCUCCUACAACGAGUGCAUGGCCCAGAUGUACUUCCUGAUGAGCUUUGCAGGGACUGAAUCUGCACUGCUGGCUGUGAUGGCCUAUGACCGCUAUGCAGCCAUCUGUGAACCUUUGCGCUAUUCUCAGCUCAUGAGUAGGAGGGUGCGAGUCCCUCUGGCUACAGCUUCGUGGAUCUGGGGCCUUGUUGACUCUGCCAUUCACACUGCAUUGGCCACCGAUUUGACCUUCUGUGGAAACAACCAGAUCCAUCACAUCUUUUGUGAUGUCCCCCCACUCUUGAAAAUUGCCUGCAGUGACACCUACACCAAUGAGCUGACUCUUCACACAGCAAGUAUCUUUGUGGGGUUCUGCCCUUUCCUCCUGGUUGUCAUUUCGUAUGUCUACAUCUUAUCUACAAUUCUGAAGAUCCGUUCUAGCACUGGAAGGAGAAAGACCUUCUCCACCUGUGCUGCCCACUUGAUUACCGUCAUUGUCUACUUUGGGAUGAUCAACUUGAAUUACAACCGUCCGAGUGUGGGCUACUCCUUGGGUGUGGACACUCUGAUCUCCAUCCUAUAUUGUGUUGUCACCCCCAUGCUGAACCCCCUAAUAUACAGCCUCCGAAACAAGGAGGUCAAAGGGGCCCUACAAAAACUUCUGUGCACUCAGGAGAAGGACGAUGCAUCUUCUGGGAAGCAAUGA
This is a messenger RNA of Protobothrops mucrosquamatus (brown spotted pit viper), 960 nucleotides long. Its product is annotated as olfactory receptor 5V1-like. Gene Ontology annotation, molecular function: G protein-coupled receptor activity; olfactory receptor activity. The coding region runs from base 1 to 960 and encodes 319 amino acids. Gene Ontology annotation, biological process: G protein-coupled receptor signaling pathway. NCBI's taxonomy places the organism in Eukaryota, Metazoa, Chordata, Lepidosauria, Squamata, Viperidae. The record is from RefSeq and is a predicted model, not a curated record. The transcript has a single exon. Gene Ontology annotation, cellular component: membrane.